AUUACUAGGCUAAAUUUCGAUGUCCAUAUUUACAACAAUCAGGAUGUCAAGCUGAAGUGAAAUUUGUUUAUUCGUCAGCGUUAAUUCACGCGUAAUGUAAAAUUGUAGUUAAUGUAAAGAGUGUUUUAUUUAGUUUUACAUAUUCUUUUUACUGUUACAGUGAGUGUUAAAAUGAACGUUAUGGCAGUUGAAGUGAAAUAAUGACCUCAAAAGUAAGCUAGGGCUAUUUUGUCCCCUAUUACUAUUUUUAAUCCCUCCGAAGACUUAAAUCCGAUAGCAAGCAUCAGCUACAAAUCUGAGGAUUAAACAUUUUGAAAUAUUUUUAGUCUUCAUAUGAAAUGGAUUACCGUUGGCAAUGUUUAAACAACAUGGAUUUCGGUACCCCUUGGUCACUUAUUUUUUACCGACCACAAUAGAAAGUGGUCAUCCUAGCUUUUAUCUUAUGGGCAGCAAACAGUUAAAAUACUGUGAGUGAAACAAAUAAAACUGAAAAUGUGUACAAAUAGCCUCAUGUAAAUAUAUCUUCUUACAGAUGUCAUCUAAUUCAGCUGUAAAACCCUCCUUAAACAAAGCGACAGCGGAUUUGGAAAUGACGGCCAAGGAGAUAAUGAAUGAGAGAGAAAGAGAUAGAGAUGAAGCACCAACAGAAUCUCCGGAGGCACCGGACAAGGUUCCAAGAACCAAGCCGGAGCGCCAAUACUCACGGAAAGAGCUGAUUGAGCUGAUGACACAUCCUCUUUCAAGUGUUAAACACCCUUGUCUUGAAUCUCCACAAAACAAGUCCCUGGUCUCAGGAAGGGCGAGUGUGCGGUGGCUUGAAGAUCGUUGGGAUCACCGCAAACACACAGACUCCCUUACUGAUGAGGAUAGACCUGAACAGUCCUCCGACCCUCAGAAGAAAAAGAUAAAUGACCCAAAGGCCGAACGGUUGCGCAAGGAACAGGAUGUGGUGCUUAGUCCGCAACGCAGAAGCUUCAACUCUGGCUGCUUUGUGAACUUGCCACCUCAGCACAGCGGCCCUGCCAACCGUCGGCCUGAGAGUCCGAGUCCGCUUAAAGGGGAGAGGGAGCCAACUCAUCGAGAGCUUCCUGUACGGAGGAUUGGUAGUGGUCGUAUCAUCCGAGACCCUGUGUGGGACUUCCGAUCAGGUGAUAAGGAGGAGGUGACUGGACAAAACAUCAACAAUCAUGACUUUAACUUUCGUCAGAGAGAUGACAGGUUUGAGAGGAGAACAUACGAGAGGAACCAUGACAAAGAAAGAGUGCAACAGCGACCCAGAUACAACAAUGACCGCAGAAAGUACGAGAGGAACGAGCCUGAAGAACCCGAGUGGUUUUCUGGUGGACCGACAUCUCAACAUGAUACCAUUGAGUUGCACGGUUUUGAUGGACCAAUUGAGGAGAAGAUAUCACCAAACAAGAAGCAAAAUAAAAAUAAUAAAAAUAGUGUUAAAAACAACCGAAAAGUUUCUGAAACUAUAAACAGUAAAGGUGAGAAUUUCCAGAGUGGGAAAAAGAACCCCAGUCGUAAGUCCUCACCAAAGCUUCAUGAACAUAACAGAUUGUCAUCUUCUCCGAUUGAAGGCAAGCAUUCAGAGCCAGGAAAUUCCAAUAUGAAGACAUCAAGCGGAAAACCUGAAUGUGUUUUUGACAUCGAAGACAUUCUCAACUUUGACUCUUUACCUCCUUUACUCUCUAUGUCCAAUGGGUGUGUGGACGAGGGAAGUGGGUCGAGGUUCAGCCAAUUCUUUCGCAGAGAAAGUCCCUCUCCUAAGAACCAAAGGCAAGAAGACAGUCCUAACUCUUCGGUUCACGAUAAGAUGUUUAACUCCAUGAUCAAUGACAUAACCAGCACAAACAUAAUGAUUCCCCCUGAUGGAGACACAUACUUUGCUCCGAUUUCUCCCGCAGCAUCUUCAGUAAAGGAGGAACCUAAAGGCUCGUCCCUGUUGGAAAUGUUGCAGCGGGACUAUGUACAAGGUUUUCCAGGUCGGAAGAUCACCAAGAAGCCAUCUCUUAGAGACCUGGAAGCUUGCGGAAAGAUUCAUAGUGUAGAAGAAUUAGAGGCUCGUUUGCGUAAAGAACAAGGCCUAGGGAAACCUGUGGACUACAAUCAACCAAGGAAUAAAGAAGAAGAAUUACAAGCCUUUAGAAAACUGAUUAUGAAUAAGCAAAUGCAGAACAUGCAAGAUCAGAAAGCUUCACAUGCAAAUGUGAGUGGCACGUUCCAAAACCAGCAGUCACAACAGCAGUCUCAGCAGCAGCCUCAACAACAUGGUAUGAACCAACAACAGCAACAACAGCAGCAGCAACAACAAAUGCCGAUUCCUCAUGAUUUGGUUAUGAAACUGCUGCAUGUUCAACAGCAACAGAGACAGCAAGAAGUGUUUGCUAAGUUGUUGGCUCCUCCAUCUCGGCACCCAGCGGGGCAGUUCUCUGUCCCCCCGCCUGUCCCUCCGCUCAGCCCAGAGCUGCAGAUGCACAUGAACAACACUCCACCCUCCAAGGAACUGCUUCAGCGACCGGAGGCUCAAACUAUUAUCAGAAGUUUAAAAAGAGGAGAAAUAACCAUUAUGCACUUGAUGGAGCAACUGAAAAGGAACACAUCAAUGCAGCCAGUUCAUCGAGAGAUGAUUGCCAGUAUUAUUAAAUUGCACGGGAUGCAGUCUGGUCAGAGAGAUCCCUCGCCUGGUCUAGCUCCUCCCUCGACUGCAGAGCAAAUGCUGCAGCAGAUGCUGCACAAUCAGCAGUCCCAUCAUCAGCAACACCAGCUGCGAAUACCUUCUCCUCAUGGCAACACAUUUGGACCUCCUCCUGUUGUUUCUCCAAAUUUACCCCAAAACACGACUAACACACUAACUAUCCAGCAUCCCCAUCCAGUGCUGCAGAGAGUACCUUCCCCCCGAGAGUUGGUCGCUCACACCCAGAACAUCCUCCAGAAUGCUCUUCUCAAGAAGAAACUGGAGGAGCAGAAAGAAAACUUCAGAAAAAGACAGGAAAUGCAGAGAUCACAUUCACCUAACAUACCAGCUGCUGGAUCUCUGUCUCCAGCCAACCAGCAACCAAGUACUACCUCUCCCACUCCUCUGGCAUUCACUCCCACUUCUGUGUUGCGCAAAAUGACAGCUGACAAAGAAGCUGAGCUCAACUCCAAACAGCAGCAGGGCCAACAACCAGACACUUCUAUGCAGCCUCCCAAACAAGGGAGAGCAAUAGUGAAAGGGGGAAACAACAACUUCUCAGUCCCACCUCCCAUAGUUCCUCCAAUGGAUUAUUCCAACAUGCCACCCCAAUACAAGGGACAGCGCACCAACCCUCAGCAACAUAUGUUGGGGCUGAUGGGUAUGAAUCGUAACAACCCUCCAAACCCUAGAGUACGCAACAUGGGUAGUUCCAACAUGAUGCCUCUUCAGCAGCAAGGUAUGAACCAGUCAGUGCAACAACUGCUGAUGAACCACAACUACAACAGUCCUCAGCAACGCAACAACUCCCUCCUUAAACCAGAUCAAGGGCUGAUGAGGAGUGGACGUAACUACAACUACAACUGCGGGGAGACCCAAGAGCAGGUCAACAACCAACUGGCUCGUUGGUUCUCUCCGGAACUGUUGGCUCAGGCUAGAGAAGGAAAGCUGCCACACAUGCCUCCUCUCUCCCCCACUCAGAACAUGCUCAGUGUAGAAGAGCUGGAGCGACUGCAGCAAGCUGUACAUAACUAAUUGUCCACUUUGUAUAACAAAGUUGUUGUUUUCAUUUCUUUCUUAAAAUCACUCUUGUUAUUUAUUUUAAAUAAUUACAUGUUUUUGUCAUCUGGAUCAUUUUUAAUUAGUUUUAUAGUUUUUAUGAAUUAUCUUAAAGAUCAUAUUUACAAGACAUCUAAUGUACGAUCAUUUUUAAUAAGACUUUAAUUAGUUGUACAAAAUAUAGUUUUUUAUGAAUUAAUUACCUCAAUUAUAAUUUUUACAAGACAUGUAAUGUACUUUAUAACUUUACAAUCAUUUUCACAAUUUCAUUUAUCAUUAUUUCGUUGCAUUUUUUUACAAUUUAUAUUCAUGAAGAUAAAUUGAUUAUAAAUAGCACGAAACGGAUCACUGUUCUCAAUGCAAACAUUUAUUUUUUUAUGUUUAUGUUACUUAUCUUGAAUGACAACAGUACAAAAUAGCUAUUCAAUUUGUAAUGGGUCAUACCUAUUGUGCAACUGUCUAUAAUUAUGUAUUGUUAUCAUCAGACUUAAAUAGAAUACCAAGGUUUACUGGAAUAAUGUGAACAAAGUGUAAUAAAUCUAAUUUGUUGCGCUUAAAAGUUUACAAUAGUUAAGAUUAGUCUGUUGCUUAUUACCACUACCAAGUAGAUGGUUUUAACGCUUUUCAAAUCUCCCCUCAAAACACAUUAUAUUUAAUGUGACUUCAAAAAGGUUAUCUUACAAAAGAUCAUUUUAACCAUCAUCAGUGAUUGAAAUCUUUUAUUUAUUGUAAUUUCUCCUGUAUAUAAUACUAAAGAUAGGCCAAGUGUUAGGGUAUGCAUGAGACAGUGAGGUAAACAUUGAUGAAAUAAUUAAAAGUGGCUGUGAAUUAUGGGUGUUAUGUAUAAUACAUGUAUAUUUUGGAUGAAUGAGGAAUUUGUCUUCGGUUUCAGUCCUGACAUAAUGUUACAAGGUACGGUACUUUAGUAACUUAACAUGUUACAAUUUGGUGAGGAAUAUUGUAGAUCUUACAAAACAAAAAAAAAGAACUUUUAUGUGAUUAAACUCUAUUUGUAUAUGUUUGAAAGCUUUGUAUGUAAUAUAAUUGAAGAUUAUUUUAGUUGAUUAAGUCAAUAAAGGUUUAACUUUGA
Macrosteles quadrilineatus (aster leafhopper) is the source of this 4829-nucleotide messenger RNA. Its product is annotated as eukaryotic translation initiation factor 4E transporter. The transcript is spliced from 24 exons. Lineage: Eukaryota; Metazoa; Arthropoda; Insecta; Hemiptera; Cicadellidae. Bases 533 to 3715 code for a protein of 1060 amino acids. The record is from RefSeq and is a predicted model, not a curated record. Gene Ontology annotation, molecular function: mRNA binding. Gene Ontology annotation, cellular component: cytoplasm; nucleus. Gene Ontology annotation, biological process: negative regulation of translation.